AUGCCACCUGCCUCUUCCGUCGGGAGCAGUAGACGCAAGCACGGUCAGCCGACCGUCUGUCUUGAGUGCUACCUUCGAAAAGUCAAGCAUCUUUGCAAGACUUUCAACACCAGCCAGCUCGAUCCUCAGACUCUGCAAAAGAAGCAAGCAAGGCGAUCGCUAGCCGAAAUUAAUGCGCUCCUCCAUGAAUCUAGCAGCGACGGUCACGGUGACGAUGCAGAUCCUCAACAACCAUCUAUGUACCAUCAGCAGCCUGAGCAUCCCAUGAUGGCUUUCAUCAAUCUUAUGCUCAAGGAUCUCAACGUGCAGGAUGAUCCGCAACUCGACAGCCAAGCGUCCUCCGAUACUGCCUCUUCCAGUGCUGGAUCUCCCACCACGUCCUAUUCAGCGGUGGCACGCUAUAUGGAGAGCGGCUGCCUCACCAAGAUGGUUGACUUCUGCCAAAUUUUGCCCGACUGGUCUCAGCUCCAGGCACUCCUUCAGCACUAUCUUUGGCAUGUAGACUGGAAGCUCCUCAUCACCAACCAAGACCUUCUCGAGGCGCAAACGAAGGAUCUAUGGGACAGGGUCAUUCUCCCUUCACAGAGCUUUGAGGCUCGCGUGGCUGCCAGCAGUUCGAGCGCUGGCAUCGCAAUCCAACAAGGUGAUCUUUCACGCCUUGCUUUGCUGGCCAGUGUCAUUGGCGAAACGAUAGAGACUCUUUCUCCCGAUACCAUCGUCGCACUGUUUCCCAUCACCUUGCAACUCUUUGCCAACGAGCUCAUCAAGCUGGGCGUUGACUCCAGCCCGCGAGUCAAGGCACUUUCACUCAUCACUCAUCACAUUCACGCCCUCAUCGAUGAAUGUGUGCGCCUCGAUGAAAUGACCAUCGAACUUGUCCAGGCGAACCUCUCUAGCUUCUCCCUUUGGUCCAAUCAAGGCCUUCACGGAGCUGGUUCGGCGGAGUUGCCGCGCUGGAACGUUACCAUCCGAGCUGCCCAGGCAUGCAAGCUCUUCGAGGACCCUAGCAGCAACACUUCCUUCUCACUCGUUGAAUUAGACCAUCGACGAAGGCUCGCCUGGCUCGUGUAUGGUUACGACCAUGCUUUUGCUAUUGGCGCUAACACCAAGCCGCUCAUCGUGGACUCGCAAUUCAGUGUCGACCAGCCUAGCGAUGCUCCUCCCUGGUCCUCAAGUGGGGUACCACCAGAUGCAUCUCUUGCCUUCCUCGAGGUGCAGGGUGGCAAGAUCGCUCAGCUUGUCUCGAGCACCCUAUGCUACGGUCCACCUCUGCAUCGUAAAGCUAUGGAAACCGACAAACAGAUCACAGACACUCUGUCCCAGGUACAUGCAUCCUACAACUGGGACAAGCCUGAUCUCUCGUUCGACUCGAUCGACCCAUUCAGGGCUCAACGCAGAUGCUGGGUUCAACUCACAACAGCAUGGCAGAGAGAAUCACUCCACCGCCAAUUCUUCUUUCCCAACGGACGCAUCACAAAUGCGGAACUAGCUACAAGCCGACACAUUGCUACGAACAGUGCUCUUCGCUCCAUCGCUGCGGUCCGAGAGCUACGCAAGAUGCAGAACCGUUUCUCUGACCGCAUGGGCUCCGCAUGGUGGUAUCAGUACUUUACAGAACCCUGCAUGACACUCGCCACCGCUGCACUCCUCUUAAUCCGCAGCAAAGGUCAAGGCGUCCCAGGUCUGUCCGAUCAAUGGAAUUGCUGGCCCAGAGUGAUGCACUACACCCAGAUCAUUGACGAAUGUCUACAGGAUGUCCAAGCUUCGAUCAGUGAACCAUCGUUAUGCCUUUCCACCUUGCUAACCUUUGGUACAGGCUGCAUUCGGUUGAUUCAGCAGCUGAGAAGGGCUGUACAGACUAGCCUCGAGGCUCUCGUCAAGUGGCAGUCAGGUAGCGAUGCCCUGAAAAGCCUCAGUAUCGAUCAAGACAUCCUGUCAUUGCUUCAUCCACGUUCGCGUGAUGGGAGCUCUGGAUCGCAGUUCGCGAAGCUGACCGUCGAUAGCACAAGCGGAGGUGGUGGCAGCAGUGGUGGUAGUUACAAACCGACAAAACAGGGCCUCAAACGUGGUGGUGAGGCUACACAGCCAUCAACAUCCAGCCGCAGCAGAAAGAGCAUCGAUCAAUUCUCACUUGCUUCUCUUGAUGCGUCGGCCAAGCUGACCGUACCUGCUGAUUCGCUAUCAGUGUCUCCUCGCCCAUCCGCAGAGAUGUCUGCGCAGACCGGUGAGAUUCUUCCUACGACGGUACCUCCUAGAAUGGUGACAGCGUCUUCUUUCAGCGCUGCAGGAGCCGGACGAUUGAAGAACAUGCACAGCAUAGCGUCCGUCUCACCACAGCACAGUUCACCCGAUACAUCCAUAUCCGCCCUGUCUUCCGGCACACUCAGCCUUACCCUCGGACCUCAACGGGGCUUUCCUGGCUGCACGAGUCAAGGAAUGAACAAUCCAAGUACCGCCGGCCCUUUUCUGCUUUCCGAGCGACAACAGCAGAAUCAGCUUCAGCAAGUGCCUCUUAAUGUAGCAGCACCAUACUACACUUUAAAUCCUCCGUCUAUUCCGGAGCCACAACAGCUUGUGUCGACAGUGCCGUCUGCUCUACCAGGCUUGUACUCGAGCGAAAGCAUCCAGAGAGCUAAUAUGGAACAAGGCAUCUCUCAAUGCUUCGACUCUGUUCAGAUGAAAAUGGUAGAGCCGUCUCCAGCUCGGUAG
This is a messenger RNA of Ustilago hordei, 2709 nucleotides long. RefSeq lists its product as uncharacterized. The coding region runs from base 1 to 2709 and encodes 902 amino acids. The transcript is spliced from 3 exons. The record is from RefSeq and is a predicted model, not a curated record. NCBI's taxonomy places the organism in Eukaryota, Fungi, Basidiomycota, Ustilaginomycetes, Ustilaginales, Ustilaginaceae.